This is a messenger RNA of Ipomoea nil (Japanese morning glory), 510 nucleotides long. Its product is annotated as receptor-like protein kinase HAIKU2. Gene Ontology annotation, molecular function: protein binding. The transcript has 2 exons. The record is from RefSeq and is a predicted model, not a curated record. Bases 1 to 510 code for a protein of 169 amino acids. NCBI's taxonomy places the organism in Eukaryota, Viridiplantae, Streptophyta, Magnoliopsida, Solanales, Convolvulaceae.
AUGGCGGCGCCUCAUAUUUUCCGGCCAAACCUUAUCCUCAUCAUUCUACCCAUACUAUCCCUCCUAUUCAUCUCCACCGUCGCCGCCGCCGCCGCCCCGAGCUCGAUCAAAGAAAUCGAACUUUCCCGCCGAGGCCUCUUUGGCUCGGUCCCUUUCGAUUCUAUCUGCUCUCUUAAAUCUCUGGAAAAGCUCUCUCUGGGAUUCAAUUCACUUUCCGGCGGAGUCUCCGACAGCUUGAAGAAAUGCGUUAGUCUAACGUAUAUAGACCUUGGGAAUAAUUUAUUCUCCGGACCGGUUCCGGGAAUGUCUUCACUCACUCAGAUGACGCAUUUGUACUUGAACAACAGUGGGUUCACCGGGAAAUUUCCCUGGAAUUCGCUGGAAAAUAUGACGAAGCUGGAGGUUCUUAGUCUCGGGGACAAUCCGUUCGACAGGACAACAUUGCCGGAUUUUAUUGUAAAGCUUACGAAUUUGAAUUGGCUGUAUUCUCCGGCGCUGACCGGCGAUUAA